Polypterus senegalus (gray bichir) is the source of this 2161-nucleotide messenger RNA. It is a transcript of the gene gpbar1, whose product is annotated as G protein-coupled bile acid receptor 1. Gene Ontology annotation, biological process: G protein-coupled receptor signaling pathway. Gene Ontology annotation, cellular component: membrane. Bases 472 to 1440 code for a protein of 322 amino acids. The record is from RefSeq and is a predicted model, not a curated record. The transcript is spliced from 3 exons. Lineage: Eukaryota; Metazoa; Chordata; Cladistia; Polypteriformes; Polypteridae. Gene Ontology annotation, molecular function: G protein-coupled bile acid receptor activity.
CGCCGCAUUCAGUGAAACGUUCAGUGUUGAGACGUCAUACGAGGUAGCUAACUGUUGCGUUUUUUAAGUUUUCACGUUUUUAUUGCUCUUGAGCCCUUGCUAAAAUAAUUUGUAAUAAAUUAAAAUCGUAUCUUUUGUUGUUGGAUAUGGAGUAAUGUGACGAUUCUGAAAACGCAACUCUUUCAAAGUGAAAAUCAAAAAGAAGGAAACGGAUCUGAUGAUGUUGCACUAGGAUUUCUUAACCGAGUAUAACUGUUUAAAGAUUUUCAUUCAAGUUCAGGAUUUCGAGGACCGAAUUUGACAGCAAUAGCAGGAGCAAACCCCAGAUAUCAACAUUAUUCCAGGCCAUCCCAUACUGCAAUGUCACUUAUAGAGGCUACCAGUGACAUCUUUUGACUUAAAGAGCCUUGAAGGAACAAUAAGACAUCAGACUCUGAAGAAACCAUGGGAAGCAUGAGGCUCUGGUAAACCAUGUCCUCUAAACACAACAGUACGGACAGUACGGGCAAUGAUAAGACUAGCCAAAUACUUGUUAGGGCUAUCAGCUACCCUCUUUCUGCUGUUAUUAUUUUUGCCAACUUGUUUAUCAUAACCGGAAUCAUCUGUAACAGAAAGCUGCACAAUACCACCAAUUACUUCUUCCUCAGUUUACUGCUGGCUGACAUUGGAAUGGGAAUCGCUCUACCCUUCAUAUCAAGUCUAAGUUUGCAGCAUGAAGUGGAUUUUGUGUCCUGCCUAGCUCUGUACAUCUGCCCCAAUUUCUUCUUUUUAUCCCUUCUUUUCAAUUUAGUCAUGGUACACUACGAGCGGUACCAAUGUAUUAUCUAUCCUUUGCAUUACAGACAAAAGUGGGUAAACCGUUGUUUCUUUCUAGCUCUGGCCUCAGUAUGGAUUCUGCCUCUGUGUUUUGCUUCUUUGCCUGCCUUUGGAUGGAAUGAUUGGAAAGAAUACAAUGAAAGUGAAGUCUGUUCAUAUAAAGUAGUUUUCCAAACUGCAUUUGUCUAUCUUGAGGUAUACGGUAUUGUAAUCCCAGCUAUACUAUCUAUUAUCUACAUGACAGGCAAAAUAAUGUGGGUUGCAAGAAGGCAGCUUAAAAUCAUCUGUAAAUUUCACAGAGCUGUGAAACGGGAUCAGCCUUCUGAAGAAGAGCGCAAAAUGAACCUGAGGUAUGCUAAAAAUCUGGUCUCUCUAACUCUGAUUUUUAUAGUAUUUUGGGUUCCAUAUAUUGUUUUCAUCCAUGUGUCCCUGGAUGCAAUGAGAAAUGGAAAAGAUGAUCCCAAAAAGCAAAUUAUUUUUUCCAGUGUUGGAAUAGGAAGUAUGGCUUUAAUACCAUUGGUACUUGGAAUCGGAAAUCAUCAGUAUACUGCUCCAAUACAAAACAUUUUCUACAAACUUAAGGACAGAUGUGUGAAAAAAAAAGACACAGAUAUACAGCUUUGAAAACAGUGGAAUAUCCAUCUGUCCUUUUUGUAAACCCUCUUUUCCAGAGCAGGUUUGAGCCUAUCCCAGCAAGCAUUCGGCACAAGGCAGGAACAAGGACACGGUGCUAGCAAUUCUAGACUCUGGAAUAUACUACUUUUCAUUUUCUGCAUACAUAAUCUAGUUCUUUCAUAUAAACCUGGACACAUUUGCAGAGGUGAUUUCUGUCAAAAUUUGUGUUGUGGUAAUAGAUCUGUUAAUGCUCUAAAAAGAUGUAUAUUUUUUCAUAAUACAUUCAUGUCAUAAAAAUUAUGAAUUAUUUUAAAUGUGAAUUGCCAAUUUUAAAGGGAAAAUCCUUCUCCUGAUACCUUUAGGACAGUGGAUCUGUUUCUUUGAUUUUUGAUUAAGUGCCGUUAAGUCACAUUAGUGGUUUUCUCUGUCUGUCUCCCAGAAGACCUCUCUGUUAUGUGAACACAACAACAAGGCUUUUCUACAUGCUUGUAAGAUUCCCUGACCUGAAACUCCUUAUCUUUUUUCAGGCAGACACUUGUGGUGAUAUUCACUGUUGCAUAGACAACACAAAAAUCAAGACAGAGCAGUGAUAGACCAGAGCCCAUAGAUCUUUUUAACACACACACUGUAAUAUGAUGGAUUUUGACUUAGCGGAAUUCAGUAGAUGAGGGAGCGUCAGUUACGGCACUACUGCCAUGUGGUGCGAUUCCCUGAGGGUGAGCCAGCUCGU